AUGGCUCAGGAGACGAUGCCCCAGACCAUCCCGACCCCUCACCGUGGCGGCCAUGUUCUCCACCUGCAAGCCCAGGAGACCCUGGGGACCGCUGACAUCCGCGCCUCCGUGAAGCGCCCCAGCACCGUAGAUGAGGACACGUGGAUCGCAUCGCAGAGCAAAGUAAUUUUCGAGGAAGCGGUGCGCGUCGUCAGCUUCAUCAGUGACAUUUGCACCGAUCGCACGUGCCCGUGCAUGUCUGCAGGUGAGAAGGUGCAUUAUCACUGGGCGGAUGAAACCACCGCGGUUCCUGAGCUCCUGCCCGCGCCGCAGUACAUGCGUCGCCUCGUCGAGUGGGCCGAUGCCAAGCUCCUGGAUCAGGACCUGCUUCCGCUGGACGGCUCCCCCAUGCCUCCAGAGCUGCGCCCUGUGCUGUCCCAGAUCCUCAGGCGCCUCUUCCGGGUCUAUGCGCACGCGUAUGUCCAUCACUUCCAGCUCAUCCACGACAGCGGCGCUGAGGCACAUCUCAACUGCAACUUCAAGCAUUUCCUCUUCUUUGUCUUGGAGCCUUUGCCCCAGGAUCCAGGAGGGUUCGGGCUUUGGACUCAGUGA
Symbiodinium sp. CCMP2592 is the source of this 591-nucleotide messenger RNA. NCBI's taxonomy places the organism in Eukaryota, Dinophyceae, Suessiales, Symbiodiniaceae. The record is from the annotation of a GenBank genome assembly.